AUGAUUUUUGCACCAGCCCUGAAUGAGGUGGCUGGAAUUAGAUUUGUGGUUAAUGGGAAGUUUUCAACUUUUCUGCAGGCUGCAGAUACCCUAGCGGUGCGGCAGAAACGACGAAUAUACGAUAUCACAAAUGUCCUGGAAGGCAUUGGACUGAUCGAGAAGAAAUCGAAGAACAGUAUCCAAUGGAAAGGGGUGGGUCCUGGCUGCAACACACGUGAAAUAGCUCACAAACUCAUUGAGCUGAAGGCAGACAUAGAAGACUUGGAGCAGCGGGAACAGGAGCUGGAGCAGCAGAAGAUGUGGGUCCAACAGAGCAUCAAAAAUGUUACAGAAGACGUGCAGAACAGUCGAUUAGCGUAUGUGACGCAUGAAGAUAUCUGCAAGUGCUUCACAGGAGACACCCUCCUUGCAAUUCGAGCCCCAUCAGGCACACGUUUAGAGGUUCCCAUUCCUGAGGGCAUAAAUGGACAGAAGAAAUAUCAGAUCCAUCUGAAGAGCACAAGUGGUCCAAUUGAUGUCCUCUUAGUAAACAAAGAUGCUUGGAGCUCCCCUCCUGUAGUGCUACCUGUCCCUCCCCCCGAAGACCUCAUUCAGUGCCAGCCAGCUGUGCCCUCAAAACCACAGAUACCACUGCUUGCCCACUUCCAGGAGGCGUCUGUUCCUAGCAGCACCCAGCCCUCCACACCAACACCUACCAGCACUCAGGACCACAGUCCUCCUGCACAGAAAGCUACUAGCGCAGAAUGCAGUGUCUCAGUGGCAGAGUCCAAAAACAGUGGUGACUUUGACCCUCUUGACUCUAUGUCUGCACUGGCCAGCCAGCCAGCUGAGUUAGAUACCCAGCCACUACAGUCUUCUGCCUCACUGGACAGUGGCUCCGUCCUACCCAAUCCCUCUACCUCCUUUGAGCCGAUCAAGCCGGAUCCCACAGGAGUACUGGAGCUUCCCAAAGAGCUGUCGGAGAUGUUUGAUCCAACGAGAGAAUGUAUGAACUCUGAGCUACUGGAAGAGCUGAUGUCAUCUGAAGUGUUUGCCCCAUUGCUCCGCCUCUCCCCUCCUCCUGGAGAUCAUGACUACAUCUAUAACCUGGAUGAGAGCGAAGGCGUCUGUGACCUCUUUGACGUGCCUGUCCUCAACCUCUGACUUUUCAGUGCGGCUGUGAGCCUCGCAAAGACAGACCAUUUUGUAACUCUUUGGAAAGUAUCUAUUUUUGGAUUCCUUUUGUGCUAGAGCUCGAUGAGUGAGCGAUUCAGAGAUGCUCUCAUAUGGACUCAAAACCAAGAGAUGUGGACUUGCAGGCCGGGAGCCUCCCUGUAGCUUCUUUCUCUCCGUGUUGCACAUGCAAGGUCUUUUGACUUAAUUUGUUCUGCUGCAUCUCUGUCUCUCCAUUGGAUUCUGGGCCUCACUUCAAAGAGUCUGUGUUUGAGUGUUCCCAGUUCAGCUGUAGAGUUUGCCCAUGUGCCUCCAAGUUUCCUCAGAUCUGCAUGCCUUGGAUUUCCUGCAACCCUAGAUGCACUUUGCACCUCCUAGGUACCAGCUGCUACAAGGAGCCUUUGUAUUGUGGUCGGUUCACAAGCCCGGAGGUAGUUAGCUAGA
Molecule: messenger RNA, 1596 nt
Organism: Struthio camelus australis
Lineage: Eukaryota; Metazoa; Chordata; Aves; Struthioniformes; Struthionidae
Source: RefSeq, a predicted model, not a curated record